This is a messenger RNA of Setaria italica (foxtail millet), 1791 nucleotides long. RefSeq lists its product as uncharacterized. The coding region runs from base 175 to 1581 and encodes 468 amino acids. NCBI's taxonomy places the organism in Eukaryota, Viridiplantae, Streptophyta, Magnoliopsida, Poales, Poaceae. The record is from RefSeq and is a predicted model, not a curated record. The transcript has 2 exons.
CGUCGCCGUCCUCCUCCUCCUCCUCCUCCUCCUCCACGGCUCCACCUUCCCCCCGAAACCCUAUGCUGUUCGUUUCGAUCCCAUCUUGGAUUUGAUUCUCCAGCAAGGAUAGCAGCUUCCAACUUCGAUUCGGACUCCUCCCGGCUGAGAUCGAGCGGAGAGAUCCAAGCAACAAUGAGCAAUGAGGUAUCCACACACCCCUCUCUUUGUCCGCCUCUACACGGCCACCCUCCCAACAAUGUUCCCUGGGUGCUCCUCGACUUGCAUGCCUACGUCGCCGACCGCGAAAAUUCCACCUCCGCCUACUCCGAGAUGAGCAACGGCAAGGCAAUCAGGGUCACCUUCUGCACGGCGCCCCCGCCGCUCGUCUCCUACAUCUGCGUCUGGUGCCCUAACCUGCCACCGACCGAGUUGAUCAUGGAGCCCACCAUCGAGGCGGCGGAGGCAGAUCUCGUCCUCUUCCGCCUCUCGCUCAGAGAUUACCCCAAUCAACGCGACUACUUCAUCUACAAGGCCGGCGGUGGCAAGCGGGGGCCCUGGCUGUGGCGCGUCGAGGAGCCUGACCUAUACAUGCCUUAUCGCUACAGCAGUGCGCUCCUCCCCCGCCGCGACCUCGAAGAGGGUGGCUCCACCAGCCCACACGCAGAUGAGCACGGCCACUUCUACAUCGCCGCACUCAAUCUCACUGCCAACCCGUCUGCGAGCUUCGAAUUCUGUCUCUAUGACUCCAUGGACAAGAAAUGGACCACCAGCACGAUUUCUCUCCUCAUGCCAAUGACCCAUAUCACGGCCAAGGUGAUUGCACUCGGAGGAGGUGUAGUGGCAUUUGUUGACCCCUGGCGGGGCAUCCUCGUCUGCGACUUGCUUCACCGCGGAAGUGAGCGGUACUUGCCUUUACCCCGAGAUCUCAUCAGAUUCGGCUUCCGCCGUGAUGAGAUUCUGCUUCAUCGGGACUUUGCUUUCAGCAAAGGUCGCCUUACUCUUGUUGAAAUGCACCGCAGCUCUGAUUGCCAGGGCUGGGAUAUUUCCACAUGGAGCAUCUCCAGUCCUUGGGAGGAGCAGGAUAGUUGGCGGAAGGAAUGCACUGUCAAUACUCACAGUAUAAUAAUUGAUGAUGACACUGCCAAUGUCGAAUUGCUGCCUAAGCUGCAGGACAAUGGAUCCACUCUGCGGCCAUCCCUUGAUAGUCUCUUAUUAGCAUAUCCCAUGCUCAGCUUGAGUGACAAUCGGGUUGUUUACCUCAUGGGCAUGGUUGACCGCUGGGACAAGAAGGCAUUGGUGCUGUCUGUUGGCAUGAUGGAUGCAAGGCUACAGGGAGUUGCCAUCUUCGACGCAGAAAGAAUACUUGGUUACACCUGGAUUCAGUCCAGGAUCUCCAAUUUUUUCAGCAUGACUCCAGGUGGAAAGGGAAAAUUGAAACGACCUGGGAAGUUCCAAGUGUGUUACCCUCACAAGCAUCAUCAGACUGGAUUCACUAUGAUGCACGGUGUGGAGUUUGGGCCAAUGCAACGCCAUGGUGGGGCUAAAGAGCAACAGGAUACUGGAGCUGAAGAUGGGGAUAAUAAAAUGGCAGUGGAUUGAUCUUGUAUCAAGUACGGUCCUCGAAUAAAUGUUGAUUUUGGUGUCCCUGCCUAGUAUUUUGUCGUUGUGUAAGACUACUGUGAUGACUAGAUUUGCCUCUGGCUUAUCAGGGUUAAAUUUAUACUCAUUUCAAAUGGUAGGUUGUUUUUAUUAGGUGUCUUAAGUCAAACUUGUUACACUUUUGCCAUUCAGAAAAGUUAAUUGUCCCCA